Messenger RNA from Cercopithifilaria johnstoni, 1308 nucleotides. NCBI's taxonomy places the organism in Eukaryota, Metazoa, Nematoda, Chromadorea, Rhabditida, Onchocercidae. The record is from the annotation of a GenBank genome assembly.
AUGGCUGAAUACGACUUGACUAAAAAGAUGGCACCGUUUUUCGACCUUCAUUUAGUUAUACCACUGUUGGAAUUUAUUGAACCAAGGAAUAUUUAUGAUCACGAUUCACUGAUUAAAGUACAUCGUCGAGUUUUGCUGAAAACGAAUAUGAUUGAUAGCGUAAUUGAAACAUACUCAGAAGGUGAAAUACCAAAGGAGUUAGAGCAGCGAAAAGUUGAAAUCCUCAGUCAGCGUGAAAAACUAAAAGUUAAAGUAGAUCCAGUUGUGGAAAUUCUGGAAUCAGAACCAGUGAAAGCAAUGAUGGACAGCCAUGAAUUGACGAAUAAUCGAAUUCUUGAAUAUGUUACUGCAAAUCAUGGGCUUACUGAGGAGAUGCUUGACUCGUUGUUUCGCUAUGCCAAGUUCCAGUACGAAUGCGGCAAUUAUUCAGCUGCAUCUUUAUGUCUUGAUUACUACCGUAAUAUUAUACCGCAGCAAAAUCCAAACUAUCUCAGUGCAUUAUAUGGCAAAUUGGCUUCUGAAAUAUUGCUGCAAGAAUGGACGCACGCAAAAGAUGAUUUGACCAAACUGCGAACAUAUAUUGAUUUUAAUCCUUUUGAUACCGAAUUAGAAUCAGUGCAGCAGCGUGCAUGGUUAAUGCAUUGGGCUUUGUUCGUUUAUUUCAAUUAUCCGAAGGGACGUGAUGAAAUUGUUGAGAUGUAUCUUAACCAACAGCCGUAUUUGAACACAAUACAGAUAGCUUGUCCGCAUCUUUUGCGAUAUUUGGCCGUAGCAGUUGUGACGAGCAAAACGAAACAGAAAAACAGUUUGAAAGAUUUGAUCAAAGUAAUUGAUAUUGAACGACAUAAUUAUGAGGAUCCAGUUACAGAUUUCUUAACUUGCCUUUAUAUUAAGUAUGAUUUCGACGAAGCGCAGAAAAAGCUGAGAAAAUGCGAAGAUGUUUUAUCAAAUGAUUUUUUCCUGACUGCUUGCUUAGAAGAUUUCCGAGAAAGUGCCAGAUUGUUGAUUUUUGAAAUGUUCUGCAGAAUUCAUCAAUGUAUUUCGAUACAAAUGCUUGCCGAGCGUCUUAACAUGCAACAAGUAGAAGCAGAAAGAUGGAUUGUUGAUUUAAUUAGAACAUACCGUAUUGAUGGUGCUAAAAUUGACUCCAAACUUGGACAGGUUGUUAUGGGUGCUAAAACUACCUCUGUUCAUGAGCAAGUGAUGGAAAAUACGAAGCGGUUGACUUUUCGCGCGCAACAAAUCGCUCUACAACUAGAAAAAAUGAAAUUCGACAAGAAGGGCACUUGGAAGGCUGAAUUAUCAUGA